Molecule: messenger RNA, 4226 nt
Organism: Bactrocera latifrons
Lineage: Eukaryota; Metazoa; Arthropoda; Insecta; Diptera; Tephritidae
Gene: H
Product: protein hairless
Exons: 6
Coding region: 321-3812 (1163 amino acids)
Source: RefSeq, a predicted model, not a curated record
CGUUUAGUUCGUUGCUUCAUCGCCUUGUGUUUCUCUAUUGUGUGUUUCGCGUUGUGUUCUGCAUUUUUCAUUAAUAAUUCCAUUUGACUUGGUUUUAUAAUUAACUGACGUACAUAUGUUUUAAUUUGAGAAUAUUGAAAAUGUGACUGAUCAAAAUCAAAUUGUGUGCUGUUUUUUGCAAAUGAUUUUAUUAAUUAAAGUGAAUUUCAUAGAAAAAGGCUUGGGUAAUUGUCAAAUAUUUCUCUUCCCUUCCAGCGUACACCAGCUAACUGCUAUUACGCCUAUUCCGUGUCAAGUAUGGUGCACAUUAAUACAUAUGUAUGCAUUCAUGGCCGAGUGCGCGAAAUUCCUUAAAUUCACAAAAUUAUCAAAGGAAAGGGGCGGCUGUGUCGACAAAUAAGUGUACUGCGAGAAAUGGUGCUGUUGCAACGUCAACGACUACAAAGGACUUUAAAUCGGUUCCAAAGACAGAGGCAUCAAGAAUUUUUACAACCUUGUCUAAAGCCGCAGCACUCACAAUCAUUUCAAUUGUUUUAUUAUCGCCAAUUACCAAUAAAUCAUUGCAAAAAACCGAUAAAAUUAUGGCCACAGCUGCUGCUGCAUUGGGUUCUGGGUGCACACCAUCCCUAUCAGCUCACCUAAUUGGUGGAGUUGUUGGCAGUGGUGUUAAAGUUUCAAAUAUUGGAGUCAUUGAUUGUUCACCGAGUUCAACAUCUGCUGUUGCACUCAAUAAUAGCAGCCAUGCUCUUAGCGAUAAAGACAUAAAUAACAGCAAAACGGAAAAAGUUCUGGUUAAUAAAAAUGGUGGCAGCAGCAAUAAUGACACCGAAACCUAUAAUUCAUCUGGCAGCAGUGGAAAUAUUGGCGGAAGAUUAAAAUUUUUCAAAAAUGGAAAAGUAAUAUUAGAAUUGGCGCGUUCUAAAGAAGGUUCAAAGAAUGGAUGGAUAUCGGUUCCGAGGAAAGUUUUUCGCACACCGUCAGCCACUUCAUCAACAGUUACCCCUACUUUGGCCACAUCGAUAACAUGCUCUAAGAAUGAAAGUUUAGCAUCUCUAAGCUUUUCUGAUGACAACAGUUCUAUACAAUCUUCACCAUGGCAACGAGAACACUCUUGGAAACAACAAUCUCCUCGUAAAAGCAUUUCAAAAGCCAUGUCGUUCUAUUACCAGCGACCUAAGAUUGUCAUUUUGACUAAAGCUGCAUUUGCCAUUGCUCGUAGAAAACAUCGAAGGCCAUACGACACUAAUUUGUGCACUAAUGGAAAUUUCAUUUUAAAAAGUCAUGAAGAAAUGUUAGAAGAAAAACAGAGUUUCAAAGCAUUAUUGAAUCCAUCUCAUCAACGUGACACAAAACCAAUAAAUGUUAAUAAAGGCAGUGAUAUUAAAUGCAAAACAUGGAAGGAAGAAAUUAAAUGUGGGGUAAUAAAUGAAGAAGAUUGUUGCUCAAGUUCGUCUACAGCAACGUUAACCGGUUACGAUUUUACAGACGAACAAAUGGAAGUUAAAACGCCAACUCCGUCAUCGAUUUCUUUACCUCAUUCACCCUGUCCAAAUGACAAACUAUUUGAAAAUAAACCCACUGAAGAAGUGCAAAUCUGUACAACAGAAGAAAAUAAAAUAAACUCUCCAGAAAAUAUGAAUAAUGUUGAAAAUACUGAUUUGAUAUCAACGAUGGAUGAGAAUGACGGGACAGAACCCACUCUGAAUGGCAACACAUCAGAAGUAUGCAGCGUCAAUUCGCAAUCAGAUAAACUACAUUUUCAAGAUGUAUUUGAUCAACGUGGUGACGAUAAAAGACAUAAGAAAGGCAAAAUUCGACUUAAAUUAAGUACAAUUGUCCAAAAGUUGAUAGACAGAAUGCCUUUACGCCUUGCUCAACUAUCAAAGCUAAAUCAAUCAAUUGGGCCCACUAAUAGCUUUUUUGGUUCUACUAAUACAAUCUCGCAAAAGGUUUCACCAUCGAAUGCGUCAACUGCAACGCGUCUAGUCGAGUAUCCACAGCAUCAUGUAUCACCGCGAAAGCGAAUUCUCCGCGAAUUCGAAAAAGUAUCUUUGGAGGAUAAUUCCAAUUCAGCUGGAGGAAAGAGAAGUCGUGCGAAAAAUAACGCAACAUUAUCGUCGUCGUCGCCACAUCAUAGAACAAAAUCGCCCAAUAGUCGUAAUAACGUCAAUGCAAAUAGUAACAUACCGUCAAAAAUAAGCCAAUCCGGCAACAGCUCAAUUCGGUCAUCAUCAACAGAGUCAAUAUUGACAACUACACCUACACGCUUGUACAGCUCAUAUAGCAUUCAUUCAUUACUAGGGGGUAAUGUUUGUAGUAGCACACUACCGUCUAUAUCACUUGCAAAUACUGGUCCUAGUACAAUAACCAACGAAACCACGGUUCUUAGUAGUAAGGGCUAUCAUUCAAAACAUCAACAUGCUUCGCCCCAAACGCAUUAUAAUGAUCCCUCUUAUUUGCGUUCAAUGCUUGGUUCACCCAAAUCGCCAGAACAAUGUAAUAUUGGUUGCGGAGGCAAAUCACCGUCGACUUCAGCUUCAAAAAAACGGUCUCCACCCUACGUUUCUCCGCACGAUUUACACAUUAACAGUGAUGCAGGAAUGUUAAACAGUAAAACCCGUUAUGCCUCCGAACAAUCUAGUAAUAUAGAUACAACAUCUACAAUACUUUGUGGAAGUCAUUCUCAUUUACAUUCACAAAAUAAGGGGUUUUAUGUGCCGUACAUGCCAUUAUCAAAAUAUGUACCUCCUACGAGUACGUCAGUGCUCACAGAUACAACACCGUCAAUAUCGUCAAGUUCUUGCGGUCCUCAUGAAGCGAGAUCACCUCGACAUCUAUCAGCUUUUAGUAGAACAUCUUCACCUUCGAUAUCAUCAGCAAUUCUAGUUAAUCAAUCAUCUUCGUGUUCUAUUGGCAAUAGUAGAGAAAACUCGCCACCAACACCGCAGACAACUUCCGAUUCACCGCGUGACACUAUAUCAAGAACUGUACCAAAAAAGACUGCAUCAAUUCGUAGGCAAUUCGCUUCGCCCAAUGUCAUUGCAUUAAGUAUUGCCAACCCCUCGUCAGGGGAUCGUCACACUGAAGAAAUCUACUCAACUCAGGACCAUCAAACUCCUGUUUCUCUUGUGAAUACUUGCAGUAGUGGGAGUCAUCAAUUGCUACGUGGAUCGCCAAAUAAUAACACAGUUCCUUCACCACUUCAUCACUAUUAUAUGUAUUCAGCAGUGGCACCUAAUGACAACUCAAAUCAAGUUCCACGUAGUUCGCCCGUUUCAACGAGUACAUUUCCUAUUGGGCAUGGAGGAACAAAUAGUUCCGCUGGAUCAUACAUUCCAUCGGUGUUGCCGACCGCUUAUAUGAAUCCAUAUUUUGCAUUGGCUGCCUUGAGACAACCCCAACUAUGGUCACACUAUGGUGGCAUGUCUUUACCUUUGCAUCUGUCAUCAGUUGCGGCGACGGCGACGGCUUCACUGAGGCUUUCACCGCCAGCGUUUCACACCUUUGCUUACAAUGGAGUUAAUGCGGCUAUGGCGGCAGUAGUACAGCAACAACAACAUGUAUUGGCUUCAUCAGGUUUAAUACAUGGGCAUAGCCAGAACAGCGUAUCAGUGGUACCUACCGAUCAUCCAUCUCAAAAUGCUUGUGGCGGAAGAAAAGUUUCAGCGGCAACAAUUACUGAGAGAACGAUUGAUUUAGACGCUGUGGCAAUCGCGAAUAAUGCAACGGGUCUUGACUCGGUCCCAGAAGAAAUGUCUAGCAGCAAAAAAGAACAUAGUUCAGACGUGCCGCUGAACCUGUCUAAGCAUUGAGUGCAUUUUCCAUUAUAUAGUAAGUUCCAUUCGUUUUAGGUAGAUGUUAGCUGACUCACAUAAAGUAUUGUAUAGGAGAUCGAUACAUUUAUGUAAGGAUAAUUAUAUAAAAUAAUUUUAUAGCAUGUACUCUUUCACUCAUUUAAAUGAAUUGCGACUAACAUCUUUCGACUUGUGCAAUAAUUUUUGAAUGACAUAAAUAUGUAUAUUUAGAUACACAGAAAUUAAAAAAAUUAUAUAUAAAUAAUAAAUUUCGUGCAGAAAAGAACAGAUAGUAUAUUUAUUUACAUCAAUAAUAAUUAAUAUAGACUGUAUACACGAGAAAUUCAUCAGGAUUUAUAAUUGAAGAGGAGAUUUAAAUGAAAUCAACACUAUUCACAGAAUAAAGGCUGACAGAAGAAUGUUUAAUCUUAA